AUGGGAUCCAUUGAGCAAUCCACUCUGCCCUCGGAUUUUGUCUGGGGCUUCGCAACAGCCGCCUACCAAAUUGAAGGAGCUGUGCAUGAAGAUGGUCGUGCCCCUUCGAUUUGGGAUACUUUCUGCAAGAUCCCCGGUAAGAUUGCUGGCGGUGGAUCUGGGGAGGUAGCGUGUGACUCGUACCACCGAACGCACGAGGACAUCGCCUUGCUGAAAGAAUGUGGUGCUUCGGCAUACCGAUUCUCGCUAUCAUGGUCCCGCAUCAUACCCCUCGGCGGUCGCACUGAUCCCAUCAACCAGAAAGGCUUGGAUUUCUACGUCAAGUUCGUCGAUGACCUCCAUGCUGCAGGAAUCACCCCCAUGAUAACUCUGUUUCACUGGGACCUUCCGGAUGCGUUGGAUAAGCGCUACGGUGGACUUUUGAACAAGGAAGAAUUCGUUGCCGACUUCGCAAACUAUGCUCGCGUGGUGUUCGAGGCAUUCGGAUCCAAGGUGAAAUACUGGAUUACCUUCAACGAGCCUUGGUGCAGCAGUGUCCUUGGGUACAACAAUGGUUCCUUCGCCCCUGGCCACACAAGUGAUCGCACCAAGAGCCCGGUCGGAGAUAGCUCAACAGAGCAGUGGAUUGUCGGUCAUAGCUUGUUGGUCGCCCAUGGUGCCGCGGUGAAGAUCUACCGGGAUGAGUUCAAGGAGCGAGAUGGCGGCGAGAUUGGUAUUACACUCAAUGGCGACUGGGCUGAACCCUGGGACCCCGAGAACCCUGCCGACGUCGAAGCCUGUGAUCGCAAGAUCGAAUUUGCCAUCUCCUGGUUUGCUGACCCAAUCUACCAUGGCAAGUAUCCAGACAGCAUGAUCCAGCAGCUCGGCGACCGUCUGCCAACCUGGACGCCCGAUGAUAUCGCCCUUGUACACGGCAGCAAUGACUUUUACGGUAUGAACCACUACUGUGCAAACUACAUUCGCGCCAAGACAGACGAGCCAGAGCUGGACGACGUCGCCGGUAACCUAGAGUUGCUCCUCGAAGACAAGAAUGGAAAAAGCAUCGGACCCAUCACACAGUCUCCUUGGCUGCGACCGUGUGCAUUGGGUUUCCGCAAGCUCCUCAAAUGGCUCAGUGAGCGGUAUGGAUAUCCCAAGAUCUACGUUACCGAGAACGGGACCAGCGUUCUUGGAGAGAAUGACAUGACGCUUGACGAGCUGCUCAAUGAUGAGUUCCGCGUGCAAUACUUCAAGGAUUACAUCGGUGCCAUGGCGGAUGCUUAUACCCACGACGGUGUCAACGUGCGAGCCUACAUGGCUUGGAGUCUAAUGGACAACUUUGAAUGGGCUGAAGGCUACGAAACCCGCUUUGGUGUGACUUUCGUCGACUACGAGAAUGAUCAGAAGAGAAUGCCGAAGAAGAGUGCCAAGGCUAUUAGCCAGAUCUUUGAGCGACUGAUUGAGAAAGCUUGA
This is a messenger RNA of Penicillium antarcticum, 1452 nucleotides long. RefSeq lists its product as uncharacterized. Gene Ontology annotation, biological process: carbohydrate metabolic process. The transcript has 4 exons. Bases 1 to 1452 code for a protein of 483 amino acids. The record is from RefSeq and is a predicted model, not a curated record. Gene Ontology annotation, molecular function: beta-glucosidase activity. Lineage: Eukaryota; Fungi; Ascomycota; Eurotiomycetes; Eurotiales; Aspergillaceae.